Molecule: messenger RNA, 1246 nt
Organism: Schizosaccharomyces octosporus yFS286
Lineage: Eukaryota; Fungi; Ascomycota; Schizosaccharomycetes; Schizosaccharomycetales; Schizosaccharomycetaceae
Product: iron-sulfur protein I
Exons: 2
Coding region: 196-768 (190 amino acids)
Biological process (GO): iron-sulfur cluster assembly
Cellular component (GO): mitochondrion; cytoplasm
Molecular function (GO): 2 iron, 2 sulfur cluster binding
Source: RefSeq, a predicted model, not a curated record
AGCGUGGUAAUUCAUAUACAUGGUGGAUGUAUGAUGACCUCUUGGCGUUAACCAAGAACGGAUGUUCACAGGAGACACGAAUUGAGAUUAAAAAUUACGGUUUUUUUUGUACAAUCUGAAAUUUAUUUUAUAUAGUAUUGGGAAUUGAAUUUGAACCAUUGAUUUACGGAAGAAAACAUUGGUUAAAUUUUCAGAAUGCUUGCACUCAAAUCUACACGACAGAUUUUAAGAUUCCCGCUUCGUGAGGGCUUGAUACGAAACUGUACACGAGCUCUUUCUUUAUAUGAAAUUCAUAACCUAAAAAAUAUGAACCCGACGUUGCAAAAACCUCAAAAUAUUCAAAUUCCUUUACCCACCCGUUUACGAGCAGCCGCUCCUUCUCCCAAUAAAACCGCAAAGAAAGAACUAGCUCCCACUCGACAGAUGCCUCGUAAAAAUGUUAUAAAAUUGACUUCAGAUGCCGUGAAUAAUCUGCGAAGCAUGUUGGACGAACCUUCUAUGAAGGAUAAGCUGUUGCGAAUUGGGGUAAAACAAAAGGGCUGUGCUGGCCAGGCAUAUUCGUUGGAAUACAUUGAGCAACCUGAAAAAUUUGACGAAGUUGUGGAGCAGGAUGGAAUUCGUAUAAUUGUAGCUCGAAGGGCUUUAUUGCAAAUCAUUGGGUCAGUGAUGGAUUACAGGGACGAUGAAUUGCAGUCGCGAUUUGUAUUUACUAAUCCAAAUAUUAAAUCUACCUGUGGCUGUGGAGAAUCCUUCAGCACGACCAAGUAACGCAAGUAAAAGUUACAAUAGUUUUACGAGUUCUUAUGAUUACAAUGUUUAUUAAUUAAUUCCCGUAUGUGCGUUUAUGUUUGGUUUUCCCAUACAUUUUUCAAGCCCAUCUGCGAGGAACGCGUGUCCCCGUUCUGUCUUUCUUCUUUUCUUUUCUUUAGAAAAAUAAUUACCUUCUAAACACAGAAAAUAUUGGUUUGCUGCUGUGCUUUUUUAUUCUGUACGUCAGAUUGUGGAAUCUACUCUCUGCGUAGAGCAAUCUGUUUUCUCCCUUAUGAAGACAUGCUUUAGUCCUAGUUUAUAAGAGUCUCCGAGUUGCUAGAAAAGAUCGGAUUCUGGAAGUCUCAGUGAAAUAACAUGGGAGUGGGUACUGCAAGGGAAGAUUCUUUCAUUCUUUUUUGAUAACGACGUUGAAAGAUAUCACCAUCCUAACACCAGCAAUUUAGUGUGUGAAAUGGAAUGUGAAGUGAAAUAUAAU